Molecule: messenger RNA, 888 nt
Organism: Elaeis guineensis (African oil palm)
Lineage: Eukaryota; Viridiplantae; Streptophyta; Magnoliopsida; Arecales; Arecaceae
Source: RefSeq, a predicted model, not a curated record
AUGUCGAUGUUGUUGUCAUCCUCGGUCUGCCAGGGGCUCCACCCUUUGAAACUUAAGCGGCCACCAAUCCACAGACGGGUUCUGCGAUCCUGCACCCGUCUAGAUCAAGUAACAUCUAAGAAAGCCAAUAAGGAGAUGCAUAGUGCCGGCGGCGGCGGCGGUGGUGAAGGUGAUUGGAGUUCCAUCUACUCUUUGUCCAGUCCGUCCAAAAGCCCUGUCAAGGCCGUGGACGUGUCAUGGUCCGUCACCAAACCUUCUCCACUUCCAGCAGCCAAGCGAGCGAUCCAAGGGAAAAAGAACUUGGCAAUGUGCACGGAGACCUUAGGCUGCGAGACUGGAGCAGUCUACCCUGUUGGUGAGUUUGAUGCUGAUACUGAGAACGGCCAUACUGGAUGUUCGAAAGAAGAUAUGGUGGCGAUGAGGAGAAAGAGAGGGAGCAAGAGGGCUGGGUUUCCUCCGCCGCUGACCACGUUGUCAGGGAAGUCCAGCCGUCGUAUUUUGAGCAAGAGGGAGGAUGGCAGGCUGCGGCUGCUGCUUGUCGAGCCAUCGGUCAUAGAAGCCGAGAGGACCGACGGUCGACUUCGCCUUCGUUUGUACUCCGGCAAGCGUUUCCACUCCAAUGACGAAGAAGUAGAACAUUUGGAGAAUGAGGAGGUGAAAGAAGAAGAGGAAGAAGAGGAGGAGGGGGGUUACUUGGGUGUUGUUGGUAUGGAGAUGAAUGAGAUGAGCUACGGUAGUAUCAACGGUGGGGAGGAGAUGGAGAUUGGGAGGCUCAGAAGGCCUGGUGGGUGUAAGGAGGAAGAGGGUGGUGGGCACGGGGGGAGGGCGAGUCACAGCAAGGUGAUGCUCAACUGGGAGGCAGAGGCUUUUUGGGUUGCCAGCUCCUGA